This is a messenger RNA of Trichomycterus rosablanca, 6837 nucleotides long. RefSeq names its product collagen, type XIV, alpha 1b (gene col14a1b). The transcript has 48 exons. NCBI's taxonomy places the organism in Eukaryota, Metazoa, Chordata, Actinopteri, Siluriformes, Trichomycteridae. Gene Ontology annotation, cellular component: interstitial matrix. Bases 124 to 5676 code for a protein of 1850 amino acids. Gene Ontology annotation, molecular function: protein binding. The record is from RefSeq and is a predicted model, not a curated record.
UGCGCGAGCUGAGCUGAGGUACCUGAAGAGCGCGUGGAGCUUCGUGGUCAGUCUGUGGAAUUUACUGAAACCGUUAAAACACCGUUACUGACCAAGGGCUUUUGCCCUACAGUAGCUAAGAGGAUGCAGGUGAGGGGCAUGCGGGCACUGAGUCCACUUCUCCUCCUGGCCCUAACAUCAUUAUUUAUCAAACCAACACAUAGCCAAGUGUCUGCUCCUAGAAGAUUGCGCUUUAAAGAGCUUGACUCUGGCAUGCUAAGUGUGUCCUGGAAGGAACCAAAAGGAGAGAUUGACGGAUACAGGCUAAUCUACAGCUCUGGCUCAGUUUCAGAGGAGACAGAAAUAAACGUGUUAAAGGAAGAGGCCGGAGCUGUGAUCACAGACUUUGACUACACUAAAGAAUACAGCUUCAAAGUUAUCACUGUUAGUGGCAACCAACUGAGUAAACCACUGCUGGGGACAUAUAAAGCAACAAGGUCAGAGGUGAGUGUCAGCAGUUUACAGACUGCCAGGCCGAGGCUGGAUGGUGAGCCUGAGCAGUUCAAUGAGAUAAUUGAAGAGGAUGUGUUCAUAUGCAAGACUCCAGCAAUAGCUGACAUAGUGAUUUUGGUGGACGGCUCAUGGAGUAUAGGGCGGAUUAAUUUCCGGCUUGUGCGCAUGUUUCUUGAGAACCUGGUGAGAGCCUUCUCUGUCAGCUCAGACCAGACACGCAUUGGAUUGGCCCAGUACAGUGGAGAUCCCAGAAUUGAGUGGCACCUAAACGCACACUCCACUAAAGAAGAUGUAAUCACAGCUGUGAAGAAUUUGCCAUAUAAAGGCGGAAACACACUAACAGGUCUUGCUUUGAUGUACAUUCUGGAGAAUAGCUUUAAGCCUGAGUCUGGAUCCAGAACUGGUGUUCCAAAAAUAGGAAUCCUGAUCACAGAUGGGAAAUCUCAGGAUGAUGUUAUUGGCCCCUCACAGAGCUUGAAGGAGGCAGGAAUAGAACUAUUUGCUAUUGGUGUAAAGAACGCAGAUGAAAAUGAGCUUAGGACAAUCGCAUCUUCCCCAGUGGAGACCCACGUGUAUAAUGUGGCUGACUUCAGUGUAAUGAGCUCAAUAGUGGAGGGUUUGACCAGGAUUGUGUGUGGACGUGUGGAGCAGCUCGAAAAGGAGAUUAAAGGUGAAUCUGGGCCUUCUUUAGCUCCUGAAGCACCACGUGAUCUUGUGACCUCAGAUAUCACAGCCAGAAGUUUCCGGGUCUCCUGGACUCAUGCUCCUGGAACAGUGGAGAAAUACAGAGCCGUUUACUAUGCUUCCAGGGGAGGCAAACCUGAGGAGGUGGUGGUCAAUGGUGAUCAGACCUCUGUGGUGCUUCAGCAUCUAAACUCUGUGACUGAGUAUGAGAUCGCUGUGUUCGCUGUCUACAGUAACUCAGCUAGUGAAGCUCUGAGAGGCAGUGAAACCACAUUGGCUUUGCCCAUGGUAACUAACUUGGAGCUGUAUGACAUCACGCACAGCAGCAUGCGUGUGCAAUGGAGAGCAGCAGAAGGGGCUUCUGCGUACAUGAUACUGUAUGCCCCGCUGUCUGAGGGAGAUGCAACGGAUGAGAAAGAGGUUAAAGUAGCAGACAGUGUAACUGAGCUCGAGCUGGAGAGUCUGAAUCCUGCCACUGAGUAUACAGUCACUGUCUACGCCAUGUAUGGAGAUGAAGCCAGUGACCCCAGGACUGGUCAGGACACAACUCUGCCCCUCACUCCAGCACGUAACCUGCGCAUCACUGAUGUGUCCCACAGUUCUGCUCAGCUUAGCUGGGAUGCAGCGUCUGGCAAAGUAAAGGGCUACCGUAUCGUGUAUGUGAAGACGAAUGGGGAUCGGACCAAUGAUAUUGAAGUGGGCCGCGUUACCAAAAAGUUGAUAAGCGAUCUCACAUCUGCAACAGAGUACACAGUGGCCAUCUAUGCUGUCUAUGAUGAGGGACAAUCUGAUUCUGUUACAGAGAGCUUUAAAACUAAGUUGGUUCCCGCUCUGGGGAGCGUAAGAAGUAGCGAGGUGUCUACGAACGGUUUUAGAGUGAGCUGGAAGCAUGCAGCCCCUGAUGUUUCAAUGUAUAGGCUCACCUGGACACCAGCCAGUGGAGGAGAACCCAGAGAGAUGAUGAUUGGUGGUACUGUGACUUCACACAUGAUUACGGGUUUAAGGUCACUUACUGAGUAUGUGGUCACGCUCACAGCCAUCUACAAAGAUAAAGCAGAGAGUGAAACAGUGUUUCUUCGUGAAACUACAGUUGCUAGACCAGUAACAGUGGCAGCCACAACCACUACUACAACAGCUAAACCAGUGGUUCACCAAGGUGUGCGAAGUCUGACCCUGAGUGAUUUCACUACAUUCAGCAUGGGUGCAUCAUGGGAACUGAUGGACCCAAAUGUACGUCAGUACAAAGUCACGUAUGUCACAACACGUGGAGAUCGAGCUGAACAGGUGAUGAUGGUUCCCGGCAAUCAGAGGUCUGUCUUGGUGCAGCCAUUGUUGUCAGAUACAGAAUACAGAGUAAGCGUGACGCCCCUUUAUUCAAAUGGAGAAGGAUCAACCAUCACACGCUCUGCUCGAACAUUGCCUCUCAUUGCUCCUAAGAACCUAAGAGUGUCAGAGGAGUGGUACAAUCGCUUCCGCCUCACCUGGGACACGCCUCCCUCUCCCACCAUGGGCUAUAGAAUCAUCUAUCAGCCUACUUCAGUACCAGGUCGAGCUCUGGAGACAUUCGUUGGGGAUGAUGUAAACACCAUGCUGAUCUUGAACUUGUUGAGUGGGACCGAGUACAGUGUAAAGGUCGUCGCCACAUACACUACAGGCUCCAGUGAUGCUCUCACCGGCAGAGCCAAAACAUUAUACCUAGGUGUGACUAAUCUGAGCACCUACCAGGUGAGGAUGAACAGCAUGUGUGCUCAGUGGCAGCCUCAUCCUCACGCUAAUCAGUACAGAGUGAAUAUUGAGUCCCUGCUCAAUGGCCAGAAGCAGGAAGUGAGGUUUGAUGGCUCUUCAACCAGGCAUUGCUUUAGUGAUCUAAAUCCCAACACACAGUACAAAAUCAGCGUUUAUGCACAGCUACAGGAGGCUGAGGGCCCUGCUGUUACCACUAUUCAGAGAACUUUGCCAGUGCCCACUCCUCCUCCCACCAGGCCUCCCACUACCACCCCACUGCCCACAAUUCCUGUUGCUAAAGAAGUAUGUAAAGCCGCAAAAGCAGAUCUGGUGUUUUUGGUUGAUGGCUCAUGGAGUAUCGGCGAUGACAACUUCCUAAAGAUUAUUCGCUUCCUGUACAGUACAGCCGGAGCACUGGACGAGAUCGGCCCUGGAGGCACACAGGUUGCUAUAGCCCAGUUUAGUGAUGAUGCUCGCACUGAGUUUGACCUCAGCUCAUAUAACAGCAAAGAAAAUCUGCUGGACGCCAUUCAGAGGAUUUCAUAUAAAGGAGGCAACACUAAAACAGGACGAGCUAUGCAGCAUGUGAAAGAUGCAAUCUUUACCAGGACUGGAGGAAGCAGGAGAGGCAUGCCAAAAGUUCUGGUGGUGUUAACUGAUGGCCGUUCUCAGGAUGAUGUUAAUAAGAUCUCUCAGGAGAUACAAAUGGAGGGUUACAUCGUGUUUGCGAUCGGUUUUGCUGAUGCUGACUAUGGAGAGCUGGUGAGCAUUGCUAGCAAACCUAGUGAAAGGCACGUGUUCUUUGUGGACGACCUCGAUGCUUUCCAAAAGAUCGAAGAGAAACUCAUUACCUUCGUCUGUGAGGCUGCAACAGCAACUUGUCCAUCUGUAGCGAUGAGUGGCAGCACACUACCAGGCUUCAGGAUGAUGGAGAUGUUUGGUCUGGUAGAGCACCUGUACAGCAAUGUGGCAGGUGUCUCCUUGCAGCCAGGAACUUUCAACAGCUAUAACAGCUACAGGCUCGCUAGCGAUGCACUACUGGCACAACCCACCAGGUUUAUUCACCCAGAGGGCCUGCCGUCUGACUACACCAUCACCAUGCUGUUCCGCCUGCUGCCCCAAACACCAGAGGAGCCCUUUGCAUUAUGGGAAAUCCUCAACAGUGGAAACGAGCCCUUAGUUGGUGUCAUCCUGGACAAUUCAGGGAAAACACUAACGUUCUUCAAUAAUGACUAUAAGGGUGAUUUUCAGACUGUUACGUUUGACGGUCCUGAAAUUAAAAAAAUCUUCUAUGGCAGUUUUCACAAGCUCCAUAUAGCAGUGAGUAAGACACUGGCACAGGUGAUGGUGGACUGUAAACUUGCUGGAGAAAAGCCCAUUAAUGCUGCUGGAAACAUCACCACUGAUGGCAUGGAGGUUUUGGGACGGAUGGUGCGAUCUAGGGGAGUCAAGGACAACUCAGCAGCGAUCCAGCUCCAGUCUUUCGAUAUUGUGUGCAGCACAUCAUGGGCUCGUCGAGACAAGUGCUGCGAUCUUCCCAGUCUGAGAAAGGAAGCUGAUUGCCCUGCUCUACCUCGAGCCUGUACAUGCUCUCAGGACAGCAAAGGCCCUGCUGGCCCACCUGGACCACUGGGAGGUCCUGGUAUCAGAGGGGCAAGAGGAGAUCGAGGAGAACCUGGCCCUGUGGGACCAACUGGUUCAGUGGGAGAUGCAGGAGUACCAGGACCUCAAGGCCUUGCCGGCCCUCAGGGGCCUAGCGGACGUUCCAUCAGAGGCCCGCCGGGUGGUCCAGGUGAGAGAGGAGAGAAAGGAGAUGUAGGAGGUCUAGGUCCUCAGGGAGUGCCAGGGACUCCAGGAACUCCAGGGCGGGAAGGUCAACCAGGACCCAGGGGUUUGCCUGGUAAAGAUGGACCACAGGGCAGAGUGGGUCCUCCAGGAAGUAUUGGAGGACCAGGAGCUCCUGGAGCACCGGGUGAGAAUGGCCCUUCUGGAGCCACCGGAGGUCAGGGACCACCGGGUCUUCCAGGUUCCAAAGGAGACAAGGGGGAAAGAGGUGAUACACAGCCCACAUCAUCAGUCGAAACCAUUGCCAGACAAGUGUGUGAGCAGCUCAUACAGAGUCACAUGGCUCGUUAUAAUUCCAUCCUGAAUACUAUUCCACGGCAGCCAGCAGUCUCAGUCCGCACUAUUCCUGGCCCUCCGGGGGAAUCGGGUCGUCCUGGUCCACCAGGCCAGCUGGGGGAGCAGGGUCCUCCUGGACGACCAGGAUUUCCAGGAUCCUAUGGACAGAAUGGCCAGCCGGGAGCCAGAGGUCUUCCAGGUGAGAAAGGAGAGAAAGGAAGUCCAGGUGUUGGUGUUCAGGGACCCAGAGGACCUCAGGGGCCCCCAGGACCACCUGGUGAGGGAAGAGCUGGCAGCCCCGGCUCUGCUGGUCGACCUGGUAACCCUGGGUCCCCCGGCAGACCGGGAAUACCAGGCCCUGUAGGACCUGCUGGACCCCCGGGCUACUGUGAUCAGAAUGCCUGUGGAUACAACGUGGCUGCCCCAGUACAGCCCAACUACGGCACAAAUAUAUACAAUCCCGGCGAGGCAGAGGAAGCGGAGGAGGAUCCAUACGGCAGCUACGACAUGCACAACACUUACUACCAGCCUAACUACCCCGAGCCAAAUCCGGUGGAGUCGGUCUACGUAGAGGAGGCAGAGGAAGAACUGCGCUCACCAGGACUCCAGCGGCUUACCCGAGACGUAAAGGAGCAGGAUCAGAAAAAUGAGUAAACGGUCACUACUGACACCUUAAUGCUACCAUUAUGAGUCAGUAAGAUCUAAAACCUGUGUUCUAACUUCUAACAGCACAAAAUGACAUCACAUUAAAUGAUUUUUUUACUGUGUGUGCUUAGUAAAUGUUUUCUGUGAUGUGAUGUUGUGCUUUUCAGAGGUUAUUCAUGAAAAAUGUAGUAUUGUAACUGCAGGAUUUAUUAUGAUUUUACAUAUAUUUAGUCGACUGAUGAUUUUCUGAUGAAACAUUUCAAGUGAGCCAGAACACAGCCAAAGAAUUUUGGAGGAAGAGGGCCUUAACCACUAAGCCUUUACUGUUGGGUGUAAUGAAAAUAGUUGAUGCUGUCAUUCACAUGUUUUUGUGUCGGAUGUGCCAUAGUUUCCUAUGGAGUAAGGCAGUGCUGUUUACCUUGUCGUUGUACCUUGUCCUUACCCCUUGAGUGUUGCAUCCCUCUUGAUUUUUACCUUUUUCCUCUGCACUCUUUGUUUAAUCUGAUUGAACUUUGACUAAAGUCCGCCACUGACCUUUUUAGAGCUCCUCCAUUGAGACAGAUAGUUUAUGUAACAUAGAAAGAAACAAAGCACAGACAUGACAGAGAGAACUUACUGUUCACAAAAACCCUGAACUGUUGGAUUCCACAGUAAUAAGCAGCAAUAUGCACCCAGACCCGCGGUCAUUGUAGAGCGGAACUCUUAUCACGUAAUAGCUGCUUUUAGCUCAAAUUUGGAUUUGCAGAGGUUUGUGCACGUUGUACACAUAGCUAGGGUGGCGCAGUGGUCUAAUGUGCUAAUCCACCACUGCCGUCCAGGCACCCACACAGGCACGAUUGGCUCUGUGUCUGCAUGGGAGGGAAAAGUUUGACAAUUUAUUGCAUCGGUAUAAUUUCAGCCGUCAGAUUUAGGUGCCUGUACUAGCUAGUGGAUGAUCUGGAGUCGCACCGAACAUCAUGGCAGCUCUCUCUUAGUCUUUAUCAUGGGCUGGUGAAAGAUGCGGCCAGCAAGGGGGUGCAUCCUUGUCUUAGCCCUCCGUGUGGGUGGCAGUGCAAAUUAGGAGCAAACUGAAUUAUAGGGGGGCAAGUUUAGACUUAUCUCAGUUUAAUAUCUCAAACAUUCUGGGAAGCAAUAUCUAAUAAACAAUUAUCUUAGUUUUUGUUUAUUUUA